GGGCAAGGAUGAACUCAACGUAGCUACAUCAUUUAUUUAUUAUUUCAGCACCGAUAACCGUGGAAAGCCGGGGGGCGGUACAUUUACCGCAAGACGGUCGGACAGGUUUAGAAGCGCGUCCAUGUCGGUCACCAUAGCCUCCAUUUUCUAGUUUUUCUUUAUCUUUUUCUGUCUUUCUUUUUCUCCAGGCGGCUACUUUGUUUCCAGUUAGACAGUAAGUUAUUACGUUCGACUGGGGGUUCGAGGCAGAUUGUGUCCAGCUUUGUUCUCACCGCAUCAGGGCUGGAAAUUGAUUGCUCCAUCCGGUAGGUAGGGAGUCACAAAGCAGCCGUGGUCGUGGAGAAGCGCAGCACGAACGGGACAGACCCAGCAAGAAGAACAAAAACCCACCGGACACCACAGACAGAAGGGCUUGUUAGUCCCUUUGACCUUCUUUGGCUUAGAUAGUCGCAAAUUCGCUGCACUUUAUCAGGACCCUGAACCGACGAACCGGGAAUAACGCGGAUGCAAACUUCAAGCGUGUGCAGGAAUCUCUGUUAAAAUCUCCUGGUCGGACAGGUCGCAGGACCGUGUCGGGCUCCAGCGGACCGAGAACCCAACCGUUUUAACCUCAGCAGACCUCCGACCGGCCGACUCUGACCGCAUCGUGCUAUUCUUGUUCGUCCCCCUGUCCCUCGACCCUGGACCCCUCUCCCUCGCAAAACCCCGACUGCGGCAGAACCUGGCAUCCCAGGCCAUGUGCUCCCGGGUGUGGUUCGUAACAGACCGGCGCAUCAGCCAGGAAUACCCGCAGGUUCAGAUCCUGCGGGCUCUGAGACAGCGCUGCGCUGAGGAUGAUGUUGAGUUCCGCUCGCUGCUCAUGGAUCAGAUUGUGCUCACCAUCACUGGGGGGCAACUAGGGCUGCGUGUGGACCAGGAGCUGGUGACGACCUACCCCCAGGUGGUCGUGGUGCGGGUCCCCACACCCUGGGUGCAGUCAGACAGUGACAUCACCGUGCUGCGGCACCUGGAGAAGCUGGGCUGCCGGCUGCUGAACCGACCCCAGGCCAUCCUCAACUGCGUCAACAAAUUCUGGACCUUCCAGGAGCUGGCCGGCCAUGGGGUCCCGCUGCCGGACACCUUCUCAUAUGGGGGACAUGAGAAUUUCCGCAAGAUGAUCGAUGAGGCGGAGCCGCUGGGCUAUCCCGUGGUGGUGAAAAACGCACGUGGACACCGAGGAAAGACUGUCUUCCUGGCACGGGACAAGCAUCACCUCUCAGACCUCAGCCACCUGAUCCGGCACGACGCCCCCUACCUAUUCCAGGAGUAUGUGAAGGAGUCCCACGGCAAAGACGUGCGGGUGAUCUUGGUGGGCGGGCGAGUAGUGGGAUCUAUGCUACGCUGCUCGACGGACGGCCGCAUGCAGAGCAACUGCUCCCUGGGUGGUGUCGGGAUGAUGUACCCGCUGAGUGAGCAGGGCAAGCAGCUGGCCAUCCAAGUGUCCAACAUCCUCGGCAUGGAUGUGUGCGGCAUCGACCUGCUGCAGCGCAACGACGGCUCCUUCGUGGUGUGCGAGGCUAACGCCAACGUGGGCUUCAUCGCCUUCGACCAGGUGUGCGGCAUGGACGUGGCGGGCAGCGUGGCCGAUUACGCCCUCUCGCUGCUGCCAGGCCGUCUGGGCCGCAAAGGCUCCCUGCUCUCAGUGGUGUCCAGCACCAGCGAGACGGGCAGCGAACCCGAGGCCUGUCCGCCAGCCAGCGCUGUGCCAGAAGUGGUCUGUGCCAUGAGUGUGGGCUCUACCUCCAGCGAGAGCGACCCAGAGCUGGCUCCGCCCCCUCACCCCACCCCCAAGCUUCCAGACGCCUCCUACAACUUCAGUGCUCUCCUUGCCAGUGAGAUCAAGCUAUUGACUAAAUGAGGCAUCCGUCCUGCAUGGUGGUGCACGCACACACCCAUAGAAACACGAAAUAUAACACACACAUACACACACACACACACACACACACACAUAGACAUCAUGGUGUUCUCAUGUGUCGCGAAACAAAAACACAGCCCCCCCCCCCCCGUUUACCCUAAACCCUAGAUGCUAAAAUAAGCAUGUUUAACCCGAAACAAAGGUAAACAUUAUUUUCUCGACAUGCUACCUCCAGCAAAGUCUGAUGGGCUUCUCCCUUCAGCCACUGUCCCCCCCCCCCACCAUAGUUCAGUUUACAUCACCCCUUGGUGGCACUAGUUUGAUAUGGGAGCAGAUAGGCUAACACUUGAAGAACAAAUUUGCAAAAGUCAAGCAGUCCAUUUUUUUUUUUGUUAUUUUUGAGAUGAGACUGCCGAUGACCUAAAGUCAGGCAUCCUCAUCAUAUGUUGCAGUACUGGGAACCAAAUCUGAGUGAGCUUUGCAAAUUUGCUCUCUGUAUGUAAGAUUGAUCUUUGACUGACGCAGGUAAGUCAGGAGAUUGCGAAGUCUGUCAAUUCAUAAUUAGAUACCUCAACCCUCUGCCUCACCAAAUCAUCACCUAAGCCCAGUGAUCAGACAGGCUGGAGGAGCAGGAAGCAUAUUCCCAGCUGGCCACUAUGUAAGCGGACACCAGUCUGAGGAGGGACAACAUUGGUGUGGUCUCCUACCUGGGUGCCACUGCGGGUUCGACACAAAGCAGAGUCACUUUUCACUGCCUGAAUGAUUCACACAAAAUAUGUAGCCUAAACGUAGCAAGACAGACAAGUAGUUCGAUUUUCACCUCGUCAUUUGUAAAAUGCAGCCCGUAUGUAUGAAAAUAAACAGGCCGCCUAACCCAAGGAUAAAUUACAGCUUUGCUCGCUAACGUUGUGAACCAGCCGGACUGAAAAUAUCAUCCUGGUUUUUAGUUAAUCUCGAAUGCUGUCAGGAGUUAUACGCUUGGGAGGCUGAUCUUGACCGAAUUCAGCCCGCGCUAGAAGGAUCAUCUCAGCCAGGUGGCUUGACGGUGGAAAAAAAGGGACCAGAUGCGAAAAUAGAAAUGUUCUUGUUGCGAUGCACCCAGUUCUGGGAUUAGCAUGAGCACUUUUAAAGCUCAGCUGCGUAUGAGAUACAUCCACUAUGCCCUCUCCUACCUCUGCCACAUUCCAUUGCCAUGCCGUCUCAACCUACAGUAGUUGGAUACCUACAGUAUCCAACUACCACACACAUCUCUGUGCUCACCACGUCUUCAGUCCGAACUGCCAGGCUCAGUGCUGCAUCAUCACAGCCAAACUAACCACUCCCACACCUGUACCAUCGCACGAAGACCACAUCUGCUACAGUAUCAUCACAUGUAAGAUGACUACACUCACCUACUCUACCCUCUACCCACCCCUGCUCUAUCCACAACAUCCACAGCAAUCAGCCCCCUUUGACCCCCUCCGACUCUGUGAAAAGGCUUCACAUUCAUUCUCCCAUUGGAAAAAUAGACAUAUGAAAGUACAAGGGUGAUACAGGUAAUGUGAUUUUUAGUUAUGGGGAGUCAUGAGGUUGUAUUUCCCCAUUGAAGCACAGGUAACCAGUCACAGCUGAAUUUGGGUGUCUACCCCCCCUGGACUGCACACGUGCUGAACCGUGCUGAUGGUUUUAGAAAUUGAGCUGAGGAAGCAGCCCAGUCUUACCACCUCACCCGGAAGCAUCUCCAUGCUGCCUGGAGGUCUGCUUGAUCUGUACUGAAGGAACCAUAAACCCCAUUUUUAAUGCUGCAGAAACAUGCUAUGUCCAUAAAAGUCUAUGUGGACUUUUUCCCUUCCCUGCUUGUUACAUAAUGUUUAACAUUUUUAAAUUUCAUUUUCCUUUAAUUUAUUGUGUAGGAUUUUUUUUUUUUUUAAAGGAAAUUGGUUUGUGAGCACUAACCUGUCUCAAUAAAGCGAGGUUUUCUGUUGGC
This is a messenger RNA of Paramormyrops kingsleyae, 3860 nucleotides long. Lineage: Eukaryota; Metazoa; Chordata; Actinopteri; Osteoglossiformes; Mormyridae. The record is from RefSeq and is a predicted model, not a curated record.